Molecule: messenger RNA, 513 nt
Organism: Colletotrichum spaethianum
Lineage: Eukaryota; Fungi; Ascomycota; Sordariomycetes; Glomerellales; Glomerellaceae
Exons: 1
Coding region: 1-513 (170 amino acids)
Source: RefSeq, a predicted model, not a curated record
AUGGAUCCCCGCAGCCACCACGGCGGAAAUGGACCAUCUAAUACCGCUGCCCAGCCGCCGCCUCUCCGGCGGCGACUAUCGAUGGAGGAGGAUUAUUUCUACCAGGAAGUCAUGACUUCCCCUUUCCGACGACCUUCACAGCCGCCUCCCUACGAGCGGGACGCCAGACCAAGACGACCGUUGGCCGGCAGGACCAACGUCCAGCAUGGAACGGAGGAAAGCUUGCCGGACUAUUCUUGCGACAUUGAGUUGGAGGGCGUAUGGGUGAAGAAGAUGGAGAUUGAGAACACCACCAAAAGAGCAGAGGACAGAAACUGGCACACCACCUUCGUCCAACUACGGGGCACCGCCCUGAAUUUCUACAACGUGAAGAAGGAUUGGGGAUGGGGUAGGACGAGGGACGGGCCCACAAUCUCGCCAGACAGCCCGCCCUGGGUACGGAAAGCCUCCCUCGACAAGGCGUACAGUCUCCAGCACGCAGACGUCGGUAUUGCUGCCGACUACAAGAAGUAG